AAUGGUGACAAAAGAGAACUCAGGUCAUUAUGACUACGCCGCUCACCCUUUAUAUCCUUUGUUCUUUAUAAAUUAUUAUGUAAAGCUGGAAAACGGGGGAAGUUGAGGACAAAGUUGAACUGCGUUUCAUGGGAGCCUUUCCGGUACAAUAGAAUAUAUCCCCUGCACUUUAUUUUUUUCUCUCCUUUAGUUCUUCCCAAUAAAGAAACCAUGCAGCUUAGAUUCACUUCCCAUGUUAAAUGUCAAACUGUUUCUUUCUCUUCCUUGGCUUGUUCUUGCUGUGUUUGCUGGAAUCGAAGUCUCAGCUUGAGUGAAAGUGGAGAAGCAGACAAGUUUAAAAUGAGCUCAUGCAGUAUAAAGAGCUCGUCACAGAGGCUGGAAAAUAUAGAUGAGAAUGGUCCUGCAAGGUGGUUACCACUGUCCUGCCCCCCGCCUGAAACUCCUACAGAGUCCAUGGAGUUUCUUGCCAGAUCAUGGAGCCUCUCGGCUAUGGAACUCUCCACAGCUCUUGCGAAGACGCAUGUAGCUUCCGACGGUCUUGAUCAGAAGCCAUCUGUUUCUUCUGUUGGAAAUGAAACGCAUGAUGCAAGUUCUACUGCUUCAAGGGAACCUCUAGUUCAGCAGUUACCUAGUGGCGGUAGCCCUCCAAUAUCACCAAGGGAGAGUGAAGAUUUUAAGGAACUAGUUUUACUUCGUCAAGCACUGCAUCCAGAAUUUCUCUCUAAUCAACAACUGCUUAAAUAUGGGAUAUACAAGAGCAUAGUAAGAGGGCGAACAAUGGGGAGAUGGUUGAAGGAUCAGAAAGAAAGGAAGAAGCGGGAAAUCAGAACCCACAACGCACAACUGCAUGCAGCCGUAUCAGUUGCUGGAGUUGCAGCUGCCGUUGCGGCACUUGCAGCCUCAAGUGCAAUGUUGCCGGAAAUGGCAACUACCUGUCAGAAGACAUCUUCUAAAGUAACAACUGCUAUUGCGUCUGCAGCGGCUCUUGUUGCGUCGCACUGCAUUGAGAUUGCAGAGGACAUGGGAGCUGAUCAUGACCAAAUUUUAACGGUAGUCAACUCUGCAAUUAAUGCAAGAACAAAUGGAGAUAUCAUGACACUAACAGCUGGAGCAGCUACAGCCUUGCGAGGAGCUGCCACACUAAGGGCAAGGCUGCAAAAGACUACAACAAUUGCUCUAGGAGAGGAAAAGGGUGAACGAGGCAUCGAAUCUAACAUCUCAUAUGCAUUGAACUUUGUUGCUACAGGAGGGGAACUACUCAAGCGCACAAGAAAAGGAGCUCUGCACUGGAAGCAAGUUUCUUUCUACAUAAACUCUAACUGGCAGGUGGUGGCUAAAUUGAAAAGCAAGCAUAUGGCAGGCACAUACACUAAAAAGAAGAAGAGUGUGAUCUCAGGAGUCCAUAGUGACAUCCCAGCAUGGCCUAGAAGGGAGAGGGAAGACAAUGGUGAGCAGAGAGCUUAUUUUGGGAUUAAAACUGCUGACAGAAUAAUAGAAUUUGAAUGCAGAAGUAAAGGUGACAAACAGAUGUGGACAGAUGGGAUCCAGCAUAUGUUGAAUUGUUGUAACAACUUAGCAUAUUUCUGAGGGAAACUAAAUGGAUUUGAUGGGAAAAGUAGAUUGUCAUUUCUGUAAAGCAAUUACGUUGACAUGUAUAUAUCUGAUUCCCCAGGCACUGGGUUUAAUUUCCAAUAAUAGCAACUUCUACGCUA
Theobroma cacao (cacao) is the source of this 1712-nucleotide messenger RNA. Its product is annotated as phosphoinositide binding protein. The record is from RefSeq and is a predicted model, not a curated record. NCBI's taxonomy places the organism in Eukaryota, Viridiplantae, Streptophyta, Magnoliopsida, Malvales, Malvaceae.